This is a messenger RNA of Fonsecaea nubica, 411 nucleotides long. RefSeq lists its product as hypothetical. NCBI's taxonomy places the organism in Eukaryota, Fungi, Ascomycota, Eurotiomycetes, Chaetothyriales, Herpotrichiellaceae. The record is from RefSeq and is a predicted model, not a curated record. Bases 1 to 411 code for a protein of 136 amino acids. The transcript has a single exon.
AUGUCCAACUUCACCUUCCCGGACAUCCCCACGCUCCUCGAGCCAUACAUUCCCCCGGCACUGCAGGCGUACUUCACCCGGCAGAACCUGCAAGCGGUCGUGCGCGUCAUCGUCGGCAUAUCGACGUACAUUCUCUUUCGACCGCACCUGGAGUCCCUUUUCCGCAAGGUGACGGGGACUCCGGAUCGGCGAGAGGAAGAGGCCCGGGUCAGGGUCGAGUACCUCCGGCAGCAGCAGGAAGCGGUUGCCGCCGUUGCAGGGGGACAGGGCAAGAGUGUGGGCAUUGUGGGGAAAGACGGGAAGAUAUAUCAGGUUGUGCCGCCGCAGGGAGGGCAGCAGCAGCAACAGGCAGGCGGAGGAGGGAAGAAUGAGAAAGGUGGUCGGAAGAAGGGCGGGAAGGGGAAGGCGUAA